ACAAAGCAUUAGCUGAAUCGGUAUAGCGGCUCGAUUGGAUCUGGGGAAUCGCAGACUAGCGGACGUUAUUACACUGUUGUCUCCGGAAAGACCUGCGGUAUAUCAAAGAUUACACAGCCGUCUGCUUCCCCUGGUACAUUGGCCUGUUCCCUCCCAUCGAUGGCUUUAGCCUAUAGGUCGUCUGCCGAUUGACGAUGAAGUUCUUUCGCGCUUUGAUUUCCACUUUCUUUGUUGCAGCUUCGCUUUUAGUUGCUACAGCUCAAGCACGAUCUAAAGCGCCCAAUGCUAUCCGAUACGUUUCCGUUCUGGACAAUGUGCUAGUCCAUACUCCUUCGCACCUGGUCAAUCAUCUGUCCCAGUUCGAUAUUACCUUUGAUCUACACGGCGGUAGUCAACGGAUCAAACUGUCCCUGGAGCCAAACCAUGACAUAUUGGCGGAAGAUGCUCUUGUCCAGUACCUCGAUGUAGAUGGAAAUGUCAGACACGCAGAACCCAUCGAUCGCUCCGCCCAUCGGGUGUUUAAAGGAAACGCAUGGGUAAAAUCGGAUGCUGGCAGAUGGGAGCCUGUCGGCUGGGCACGAGUUUACAUGAAGAAGGAUGGGCAAUACCCACUGUUCGAAGGCGCUUUUAGUGUGCUGGGAGACCACCACCAUAUAGAGUUACAGUCAACAUAUCUGGAGAAAAAGCGAGAUGAGGAUGUGGAUAUUCCACGUCGGGAAGGAGACUACAUGCUUGUCUACCGCAACUCUGACAUGAUCCGAUAUAUUCAUUCGGAGCUGAAACGCUCUUUGGUCGAUUCAGCUUCUUGCUCGGCUGACCAGCUUGGCUUCAACUCUGAUCCGAGGCAGUUACUAUUCCAACAGGAUCAGCUGUCAUCCGCUGCAUGGGGGGCUACAUCUUUGAACUCGUUAUUUGGACUCAGCAGACGCCAGUCCGACACAGGGGGGGUUUCCGGUAACACCGGCGGGGUCAACCUCAAGUCAACAAUAGGCAGCACGGCAGGCUGCCCGAACAACAAGAUGGUUGCAUUGAUUGGUGUUGCGACAGAUUGUGGUUUUACCAGUUCCUUCAACUCGACUGAGUCGGCUCGCGAAUGGGUCAUCAACGUGGUCAACACAGCAUCCAGUUUAUACGAGAAAUCAUUCAACAUCUCGAUUGGUUUGCGGAAUCUGACCAUCAGUGACGCUUCCUGUCCUAGCACUGCUUCCUCGUCCGCUCCCUGGAACCUGCCCUGCUCCAGCAGCAAUAUCACCCAGCGGUUGGAUCUGUUCUCGAAAUGGCGUGGGUCUAAUAAUGAUAGCAACGCGUACUGGACCCUGAUGAGCGAGUGCAGUACCGACUCGGAGGUUGGGCUCUCAUGGCUUGGCCAACUCUGCAACACGGGCGUGGAGAGUGAAGGUUCCGAUUAUGUCAGUGGCACCAAUGUUGUUGUACGCAUCUCAGCGGGGUGGCAGGUGUUUGCCCAUGAGUCUGGCCAUACAUUUGGGGCCGUCCAUGACUGCGACUCCACAACCUGUUCGGAGGGUCUUGAAAGCACAUCGCAGUGCUGUCCUCUUUCCACCGACACGUGCAAUGCAGAUGGGAAAUACAUCAUGAAUCCAAGCGCCUCCGCGGAUGCAACACUGUUCUCACCAUGCACAAUUGGCAAUAUCUGUUCGGCCCUAGGUCGUAAUAGCGUCAAAUCCACAUGCCUGUCCGAUAAUAAAGGUGUGACCACAAUCACGGGCAGUCAAUGUGGGAAUGGGAUCGUCGAGGCUGGCGAGGAAUGCGAUUGUGGCGGGACCGAAGCCUGCGGCGAUAACAGCUGCUGUGACGGCAGCACAUGCAAAUUCAAGAACGGGGCCGUCUGCGACGAUUCGAAUGACAUCUGCUGCACCGACUGCCAAUACGCGGCAGCGAGUACCGUCUGCCGCGCCAGUACGGGAUCAUGCGACAUCGAGGAGAAAUGCACUGGGAAUUCCAGCAGCUGCCCGGCCGACGCUUAUGAGCCAGAUGGAACCAGUUGCGGCAACUCGACCGGCCUCAAAUGUGCCAGCGGCUCCUGCACGAGCCGAGACUUGCAAUGCCGGACCGUUGUGGGCGCGUUACUCAACAGCAAUGACACAUAUGCGUGUGACAGCACUUCCUGCACGCUGACGUGCGCGUCCUCCGUGCUGGGCUCCAAUGCCUGCGCUACUCUGAACCAGAAUUUCUUGGACGGGACGCCCUGCGGCGGUGGAGGCAAAUGCGAAAACGGCCAGUGCAAGGGCUCAACGGUGGGGAAAGAAAUCAAAUCCUGGGUCGACGAUCUCCAUUCUCUGGUGUGCAAUCAACAGAUGUCAACAACGCCGCAACGGCAUCCCUGCCAACAAGCCUCGGCCACCGCCUCCCAUGUCUUCCUACCCUUCUUGGAACGGUCCCAUGCCCCCGUCGACGUAUCCUAUGGAGGCAUACCCUGGUGCGAACUACGCGGGGCCUCCGCCUCCGUAUUUUGGUACAAACCAUUGGCCCGAAGAGCCUCGUCCUUGGCCACGAUACGCGUAGUGCUAGAGAUGCGUUUCUUUUUAUUCUUCUUCUUCGGUACAUUGAUGAUAGAUGAUCCUUGCACAUGAUUCAUUUCGAUAGGUUGGCGUUCUUGGGAUUCGACUGGGAUGGUACAUACGUUAUGCCAUGUGGCAUUGUGCGGCGUCAGUUAGAUAUGUUGUAUGAGUAGUCUAAAUACAUACCAGCCUCAAUCCAAACUACACGUUCUACCCAUGUCACCGAACUACAGUUGGAAUGAAUCAAAUCAAAUAAGAAAACCCACAGAUAA
Molecule: messenger RNA, 2791 nt
Organism: Penicilliopsis zonata CBS 506.65
Lineage: Eukaryota; Fungi; Ascomycota; Eurotiomycetes; Eurotiales; Aspergillaceae
Exons: 3
Coding region: 195-2591 (798 amino acids)
Biological process (GO): proteolysis
Molecular function (GO): metalloendopeptidase activity
Source: RefSeq, a predicted model, not a curated record